Molecule: messenger RNA, 1682 nt
Organism: Tarenaya hassleriana
Lineage: Eukaryota; Viridiplantae; Streptophyta; Magnoliopsida; Brassicales; Cleomaceae
Product: protein DETOXIFICATION 27-like
Exons: 9
Coding region: 97-1548 (483 amino acids)
Biological process (GO): xenobiotic detoxification by transmembrane export across the plasma membrane
Cellular component (GO): membrane
Molecular function (GO): antiporter activity; xenobiotic transmembrane transporter activity
Source: RefSeq, a predicted model, not a curated record
CAAGAUUGGAUUCUUAUAACAAGAGACUCGAAAGCCAAAUCGACUUCUCCUCCCAUCGCUUUUCAUUUGAACUUCACGUAACCAAACACAUCGCCGAUGGGAGACGAUGGAGAAGGAACGGCGGCGGAGGGGAGAGUGCCGUUGCUGCCGGCGGCGGAGGACGGUGGCGGAGGAGUGAAGAGGAAGGUGUGGGUGGAGACGAAGAAGCUGUGGCGGGUGGUGGGGCCGUCCAUGUUCUCCAGAUUGACGACGUAUUCGAUGAUUGUGAUCACUCAGGCUUUCGCCGGCCACCUCGGCGAUGUCGAACUCGCCGCCAUCUCCAUCGUCAACAACGUCAUCAUCGGCUUCGUCUUCGGCCUCAUGCUGGGGAUGGCGAGUGCAUUGGAGACGAUGUGCGGGCAAGCUUUCGGGGCGAAGAAGUAUUACAUGUUGGGAGUGUACAUGCAGCGUUCUUGGAUCGUACUCUUCGUCUUCUGCAUCUUCUUGUUGCCGGUAUACCUCUACGCAACGCCUGUUCUUAAGCUGCUCGGACAGCCCGACGACGUGGCCGAGCUUUCCGGCACGUUGGCCGUGUGGGUCAUCCCCCUCCACUUCGCCUUCGUCUUCAGCUUUCCCCUCAUACGCUUCCUCCAGUGCCAACUCAAGAACUCCAUAACGGCGUGGGCGGCGGGGGUGGCGCUAGUGGUGCACGUGGCGGUGAGCUGGUUGUUUGUGAGCGGACUGAAACUAGGGGUGGUUGGGACCAUAGCCACCAUCAACGUCUCGUGGUGGGUCAACGUCGCCAUCAUGUUUGCUUACUCCGUCUGCGGUGGCUGUCCGCUUACGUGGCACGGAUUCUCCGGCGAUGCUUUCUCCGAUCUCUGGGAUUUCGUCAAGAUCUCCGCCUCCUCUGGCAUCAUGCUCUGCUUAGAGAAUUGGUACUACAGAAUAUUAAUUCUCAUGACUGGAAAUCUCCAAAACGCCAAGAUCGCCGUCGAUGCCUUGUCCAUUUGUAUGUCAAUCAAUGGGUGGGAGAUGAUGAUUCCUCUCGCUUUCUUCGCAGGGACCGGGGUACGUGUUGCUAAUGAACUCGGGGCGGGAGAUGGGAAGGGGGCGAAAUUCGCGACGAUAGUAGCAGUGACGCAGUCGUUAGUGAUAGGACUCGUGUUUUGGGUGAUCAUAGUCUUUCUCCACGACCAGAUCGGUUGGAUCUUCUCUUCAAGCCAACCUGUCCUCCAAGCCGUCAAUAAGCUCUCUAUUCUUUUGGCCUUUACCGUUCUUCUCAACAGCAUUCAACCCGUUCUCUCCGGUGUGGCGGUUGGGUCGGGUUGGCAAUCCUACGUGGCUUAUAUAAACUUGGGAUGCUACUACCUCAUCGGGGUUCCUCUAGGAAUUGUCAUGGGUUGGGUUUUCAACUUCGGGGUUAUGGGGAUUUGGGCGGGCAUGAUAUUCGGAGGAACCGCGACUCAGACGCUGAUAUUGGCUAUAAUGACUAUGAGAUGUGAUUGGGAAAAAGAGGCGGAGAGGGCAAGUGCACAUGUGGACAAGUGGUCGAAAACGAUAAAAUGAAGAUAUGGAUUUUGAGAAAGUCGAUGGGAAAAUAACAGAAGAAAGGAACAAUAUAAUUCCCCGAGGAUCCAUUGAUAUUAAAAUAUUAAAUUUAUCGAUUUUAUCCCAUCGGUUGCAUUGAUAUUUCUUAAUAA